GUGUGUGUGUGUGUGUUUGUGUGGGUCUGUGUUUAUAUUAAUUAUGUAAUGCAAAGAUGCCAUAUCAAAAUUCCAUAAGUGCUUUGUCAGAUUUUUCUUUCCUUGAUCAUGAACAAUAGUGAUCAUUAGUAAAAGCCUGUCUCAUGUGAGGACAAACCCAUGUGUAAUGUAUGAUUGUGAAAAAAAUUUUCCCCUCCUUGUAUGAAGUAGGCCUAUGUUUAACCCGUUUCUUCCUGUCAGUCUCCUCCCCCACCUUUAAAGCCAAAUUUUCACUAUAAAUAAGACAGCAGAUGAGCCCAAAAAUAUGCACUUAUCUCCUCAGAUCUUGAGCAAGAUCAUACCAAGAAUAUUUCUCCUGUCAGACAACUUGGUCCACUGACUUCAUCAAGCCAGCAGCAUCUGAACUCCUGAGGUCCCACUCUUCUCUUCUCUCCAGCCAGAAGACUUCAGCAGCUUGUCCACCAGCAUGACUCCUCAGCUUCUUCUCCUGUCCACCCUGGUUCUCUUGUCCCUCCUCAGCACGUCCUGGUGCAGUCCCAUGUGCAAUAACCAGUGUUGUCGUUUCGUGGAGGGAUUCCCUGUCAGGCUCAAGAAGCUCAGAGAGGACUAUUCACAGAUCAGAGACUUCUACGAAGCAAACAAUGACUUGGAGACAGCACUGCUAGACCAGAGCGUCGAGGACUCUUUUAAAAGCCCGUUUGGCUGCCACGCCAUGAACAGCAUACUGGACUUUUACCUGAGCACGGUGCUGCCCACAGCUAUGGCCGAAACGACGGAGGACAUCAGGGACUUGAAGCCUCACAUGGAGUCCAUCCAGCAGAUCUUCGACGAGCUCAAGAAUGAUGUCACCAAAUGUAGAAACUACUUCUCCUGCAAGAAACAGUUUGACAUCAGAAACCUAAACUCUACUUACACUCAGAUGGAGAGUAAAGGUCUUUACAAGGCCAUGGGCGAGCUGGAUUUGCUGUUUAACUACAUUGAGGUAUACCUGGCCUCCAAACGGCACAGGAACUUAGUGGCCUCUGCCUGAUGACCUGCUGACCCAAAUCAAAAUGUGACUUUGUUCCUCUCAGGAGACAAAAAAAAUAGACUCCCACCCAUUGUCUUUUAAGAACCUGCUGAACUGAUGUCUUGCUGUGCUGAGACUUCUCUUUACUUUUUUGUCCUGUGGACAGAUAUCUUCAUGGGACCAUAUUGAGUCUUACACUUAUGAAAUUGUAUGACACUGUCACCUCUGAACCUGUUGUAUUUAUUUUAUGUAUUCAUAUUCAUAUUUGUAUUUAUUAUGGGUAGU
Seriola aureovittata is the source of this 1294-nucleotide messenger RNA. RefSeq names its product interleukin 10 (gene il10). Gene Ontology annotation, biological process: immune response. The transcript is spliced from 5 exons. Lineage: Eukaryota; Metazoa; Chordata; Actinopteri; Carangiformes; Carangidae. The record is from RefSeq and is a predicted model, not a curated record. Bases 467 to 1030 code for a protein of 187 amino acids. Gene Ontology annotation, cellular component: extracellular region. Gene Ontology annotation, molecular function: cytokine activity.